Molecule: messenger RNA, 1038 nt
Organism: Bathycoccus prasinos
Lineage: Eukaryota; Viridiplantae; Chlorophyta; Mamiellophyceae; Mamiellales; Bathycoccaceae
Exons: 1
Coding region: 1-1038 (345 amino acids)
Molecular function (GO): kinase activity
Source: RefSeq, a predicted model, not a curated record
AUGCUUUCAGCGAGAGCUUCGAUACGUUUUGGAGGGGAACGCGAGGCUUUAUUUGUUUUGUCGUCUAGGAGCGGGAGGAGCUCGUCGUCAUCGUCAACAACAUCAUCGUCGUUCUGCUUCUCUGCGCGGGGAAAAGAAUCGGAUUGGAUAAAGAGAAGAAGAAGAAGAAGAAGAAGAAGCGUCGACGGAGGAAAAGGAAAAGGAGGAAAAGGAGCGACAGUUGCGAGUGGUGCUUUAACAUCGAUGGUAUCAUCGAUGGACCCGACGACGCAGAGCUUUAUGAUGACACACGCGGUCGUUCGAGAUGUCGUGGCAACUGUGCUCACCAUAUCUGGGUCGUUGCUUUGGGUGAAACUGUUCGACGAACUCGCGAGAAGAGAGAUUUUAGAGGCGAAACUCUCGCGCAAACUCGUCCACGUCACAUCCGGGACAUUUUUUGCAAUGACGUGGUGUUUAUUCGGCGACCAGUGGUAUUCGAAGGCGUUUGCGACUCUGGUGCCGAGUUUACAGGCGUUUAGGUUGUUCGCCAUCGGGAGCGGGUUGAUCGAGAAUAAAAACGCGGUGCGAGCGGUGAGUCGAGGAGGCGGGAAAGAGGAGUUGUUAUACGGGCCGUUUUAUUACACGAUUGUUUUGAUGGUGACGACAUUACUGUUUUGGAGAGAAUCGCCGGUUGGGUUUUUAGUCGUGUCGCUCAUGUGCGGCGGCGACGGCGUCGCGGAUAUCGUCGGCAGACGGUUGGGGAAAACCGGUAAAAAAUGGCCGAAACCGUUCGACGAGCGUAAAUCCUUCGCCGGGAGCGCGGCGAUGGUUAUCACUGGAUUUCUAUUCACGGUCUCUUUAACCCAUCUGUUCGGUGUGAUGGGUUUUUUCCCGAACAAUCGCGUUUUUGGCGGUCCGGACGAUAUAGGAUACUACGCAGUUAUCUUGCUCGCCUGCCUCUCUUGCGCCGUCGUCGAAGCGUUGCCGGCGAGUAAAGUCGACGAUAACAUUAGCGUCGCCGCCGUAGCUGCCUUGUUAGGAUCGUUAGCCUUCUUAUGA